This is a messenger RNA of Dermacentor andersoni, 4938 nucleotides long. Its product is annotated as vitellogenin-6-like. Lineage: Eukaryota; Metazoa; Arthropoda; Arachnida; Ixodida; Ixodidae. The record is from RefSeq and is a predicted model, not a curated record. Gene Ontology annotation, molecular function: lipid carrier activity. Gene Ontology annotation, biological process: lipid transport.
GUUAGAGCUCCGCUUGGAAUGGAAGCGAGUUCUUGAAGGACCGCCAUGAGAGUUCUGUGGCUAUCGUUGCUCGUCGCGGCCGCCUCCGGCUUCGAGGUCGGCAAGGAGUAUGUAUAUAAGUACAAAGGAACCCUGCACGUAGCCAAUCCGGAGCAGCCUCUGCAGGCAUCAGGAAUCGCCUUCCGAACCAAGCUUAUUGUGCAGCCGAAGCCUGAUGGAACUCACUUCAAGAUCGUGAACUUCGAAGCGGACUCCUUCAACUCGGAGCAGAUCGACGUUGCUCACCAUGAGUUCAACUAUGCGGCAAACCCGAAUGCCGCUGGUGAUCUAGAGCACCCAUUCGCCGGAAAGUUCGACGAAGGAAAGCUCGAAGAGUUCUCCAUCGGCAAGAACGAGCAGCUGUGGGUGAGGAACCUGAAGAAGGGAGUUCUAUCCCUUUUCCAACUCGACCUUGUCAAGGGUCGCCAUGAGCACCACGACGACAAGGGGUACCACGUCAAGGAGGACGGUCUUCACGGUCCCUGCGACACCCUGUACAUCGUGCACGAAGAGGAGCAUGAUUACAUUGAGGUGACCAAGGUGAAGAACCUCGACAAGUGCGACCACGAGCAUUACAGCUUCUACGGACACCAAAAGGAACACCAAUGCAUUAAAUGCGAAGCUCUUGCAACGUACCCCCACACCGCCACCUCCGAGGUGUACUAUGAGCUCAAGGGAACCGCCCAGCACUACGUCAUCGGUCAUGCGUGGGGCGAGUCGGCCCAGCUUUUCAAGCCUCACGGCGAAGGGAAGCAGUUCCACGUCCUGCUCAACCGCACUCUUGACCUGGAAGAGGAACACGACGCCGCGACGACUGACACCACUCUGCUUGAGGCCGGCGAGAAGGAGCAUUCGCUCGCCCAGGAAUUCCCCGAGACGCACGACUUGGAGAACCCGGAGGAGCUCAAGCACCCGAACCGCCUUGUGACCCACUUCGGCCUCCUCCCCAACAAGGAGAACUUCGUGGAAGGCCUGAAGAAGCUGGCGCACAUCGAGUACGAUGAUGAGGACAUUAAGGAGGUCGACAACAAGGAGAGCGGAAGCCUGCUCUUCCUGAUGCUCUUCCACAACUUCAUGACGUUCAGCUACGAUGAUAUCAACGACGUCUACCAGAACCAUGUGCUCACGGCACCAGAGGACAUCAAGGACAGCCUCCGACACGUCUUCCUGGACCUUCUCGCGGCGGUCGGCCUGAACCCACACGUCACCUACGGUCUCAACCUGAUCAAGCACAACGAACUGAGCGUCGAUGAUGCUGACCGCUUCUACAACAAGCUUCACCUCAACUUGAAGGAAGUCAGCCCUGCCCUGCUCCGCGAACUCGCCGACUCUUGCAAGUCUGAUGCCGUCAAGAGCCACCGCGAGAUCUGGACCUCGUGCAAACUGGCCGCAAGCGCUAUCGCCGGCGGUAAGGGAUGCAAAUACGCUCACGACAACCACGAGGAGGACAAGGGCACCUGCAGCCUCGAGAUCGUCUCACACAUCUUCAACUACUCGGUCACACCGAAGGACGUCGAGCACGAGCCCGAGUACGAAAGCACGGUCUUCAUUCGCUCGGCCGGCAACCUGGGCACCGAGAAGGCCUUGCACUACCUGGAACGUUUCAUCUACCCCAAGUGGCACGCGAAUGAACACAAGAGAAUGGCCGCCUUGUGGGCCCUGAAGCAGGCCGCCAAGCACCACCCUGAGCUGGCUCGCUCCAUCGCACUGCCCGUGUUCCACAACACGAGUGAACCGAGUGAAGUCCGUAUCGCCGCUCUCCUCGUCGUCGUGGUGACCAACCCGGAUCUCUACGUUCUGCGCCACAUCGGCCUCGAAGUCCUUUCUGACCCCAGCGACCAGGUCGUCGCUUUCGUCAUCAGCGCUUUCCGCGCUCUGGCCAACUCCAAGUACCCAUGUCACAAGGAAAUCGCCCAGCACCUGCGCUACGUGCUGCCACUGUGGGAGACCAACCCGAGAUUCAGGAAGCCUAUUGACCGAGCGUCGUCCCACCUUCUCAUUUCUUCUGGCUACAACCCCAAAUACGACUACGGCGGCUUGACCCUGGUGGAGAUGAUCAAAUCUCACGAUAGCUACUUGCCUCGCAACCUGUACAUCACCAUGAAGGACUACGUCGCCGGACAUUCCACCGACACGGUCGCCUUCUCGUUCGAAAGCUGGGGCCUGGACAAGGUGUUCAACCGUCUCGUCGGACCACAGCCCGGAUCGACCAAGAACCUUUGGAACUUCAUGGGCCGCCGCCGCUUCCCGCGUGACACCUCGGCUAAGGAGCGAAAGGAGAUCGAGGACGCCCUUCACAUUCACGACCGCGAAUACGACCCUGUGUACGCACGCAUGAGCCUGUCCGUGUUCGGAAAGGCCGUUGACUCCUGGGACUUCGACGAGAGCAUCCUUGACGCCAUCAAGUCCAAAGAUGCACCCGAGAAGACGGCCCAGAAGCUUUUGGGCAAGGCGCUUCGCAAAAAGACAUUCUACCUCAGCCACGACAUGACGUACCUCAAUCCCACUGAGCUUGGCGUGCCAGUGUUCUUUGACUUCAAACAGGCAGAGUUCAUCUACGCGCGCCGCGAGAAGAUCGACGUAACCCACGGCGACAACGCAGAGAUCCACUUGGACGUGAAGCGACACUAUCUGUACGAGAGCCGUACGCAGCAGAUGCUCGGCUUUGCAUGGACCUUCGCCAGGUCAUCCCUUGGCUCUGGAUACGAUGCCAGGACCGUGAUCUCUUGGCCGCUUGACCUCAAGGUCACCCUCGCACCACUGGAAGGCAAGCUCAGCCUGAACCGUCCUCUGCACCUGCCCUGGAACGCGGUCAACCACCACUUCCACCCCUUCACCUUCAACAUGCCCUACGACCUCACCCAAGACCACGCCAAUGCCAUCACUGAGAUCACGGCGAACCAGAAGCCACUGUACCGCCCGGAUGAACUUCUUGAAUUUGACCGCCACUACUUUGGCGACGUUUUCGGUGUGGCCAUGAACGUCAAGGGCCACCUCAUCAAGCGGGGAUUGCACAGCGGACUUGACGAGUUCUACCACCACAUGACGUUGCGCGAACGUCUCUACUACAUCACCAUCAACCCCCACUGGCACCCGCGUAACGUCAAGCUCUACUUCGAGCCUGCCGGUGAUGCUCCAACUAAGGAAAUGGACAUCGACAUCGCAUACAAGUUCUUGGAGCCUGACGACGAACGUCACAGCCACUUCAAGGUUCACGACCAGAUCGGUGAUGAUCCCGAGGUGCCUUCUACCCACGUGCUGAACAUCGACGUGAACUUCAAGGGUGAUGCCAAGGAGCGCAAAGUCUCCACCGAGCUCAGAUAUUCGUUCAACCACGAUCUGUUCAACCACAAGUUCCAGUUCUUCUACGAUCGAACGCCAUUCAGGAGCAAUGACCAAGAAGGAACGAAGAUCUGCUUGGAAGCCUCAGCGAAGUUCCCCAAGCCUGACUGGUCACGUAUGAAGAACCUGGCCACCUUCUACCAGGGCAAACACAUUGACGCCAACCUUGACAUCCACUAUGGAAGCAGCUGCGAGGGCCAGUCUAGCAUCAGCAUCCACGGCCAGUACACGCACACUGACAAGGACGAAGAGCAGCUGGUGAACGCUGCCGCCGGCAAGCCCAUCACCGGAAACCUGCGCUACAACGGACUCCACAGGAUGGCCCUCCAGUGCAACGCUGGCCGCGAGCACGGCAUCCCCUUCAACUACUACUGCAUGAAGUUCCUGCGACACUCCAGCCGCCUGGCCAAGCUCACCGCGGACGUCGAGUGGAAAAACUACAAGCCGCUGCUCAACAAGCUCUUGCCCCUGCACACCAAAUACCACGCCUUGAGGCCAGAACACGGCGGCUUCUUCGGAAUCAUCCGCUCACACUUCACUGGCGAAAACGGCAAACUGCACCUGGUCUCUCAAGUUCCUUGGUGGGACCUGAAGGACAAGCCGCACACCGACAUUGUCAUCACCACCGAGGACGGCCAGCACUUCAAGCACUGGAACGUGCCCACGUUCAGCCACAUGCUCGAACCCAGGGUUUUCUCAUCGCUCGGAUACUCCAACAUUGCUGAGUACGCCAAGCAGUACAGGCACAGGCACUGUGACCUUCAGUCUCUCAGCCUACGCACCUUUGAUGGCUCCCUCGUCCAACUUCCGGAGACUGAUUGCUACAAAGUGGUUACCCGUGACUGCUCUCCCAACAAGAGGUUCCUGGUCCUGGCCCGGUCCACGAACAACCCUUCACUCACCAAGGCUCUGAAGGUGUUCAUCCACACAACCAAACUUGAGAUACUACCCGUAACUGAAGACUCCGGCCUCAUCGUACGCGUCGACGGGAACAAGGUCGACGUUGUGCCCGAGCGUCCCUACAGUCACACCGACCACGACGUCGAGCUCUUUGAAGUGAGGACUAGCGACAAGUGGUUCGAGGUGACUUCCAAGUCCUACGGCCUCUACCUGACCUUCAAUGGAAACUUGCUCUUCAUACAGACCGCUCCAUUCUACCGCGGUAAGCUGUGCGGCCUGUGCGGUGACUACAACCUCGACAGGAACCACGAGCUGUCCGGACCCGACGGGCACCUGUACAACAGCACCCUAGAGUUUGCCAAGAGCUACGUGGUGCCCAGUUCCGACUGCCACCCGCCCACCCACUGAGAGGACCGUUCCUCGCGAAAUCACUGCGUAACCAUCAGCCCCGAGCCUACGCACUGCGCGCGGCCGCAGUUCAAGAGGUGAAGAAGAAGAAAAGGAAAACGCCUUCCGGCCAUCAACGUUUCUGAAGAUGAUCAAGGGCGGCAGCAGGCCUCGUGGAGCUCGCAGUAUCGCACGUAUUCUUCAGAGCACACUGCCAUGAACGGACUGUAUAUUUUUUCAGAUGUAUAAAUAAACAAGUUUGAAGAGUCA